This is a messenger RNA of Zalophus californianus (California sea lion), 682 nucleotides long. Its product is annotated as serine/arginine repetitive matrix protein 3-like. The transcript has a single exon. NCBI's taxonomy places the organism in Eukaryota, Metazoa, Chordata, Mammalia, Carnivora, Otariidae. The record is from RefSeq and is a predicted model, not a curated record. The coding region runs from base 1 to 651 and encodes 216 amino acids.
AUGGUGCGGGCGACAGCAGCCCCGGCGGCGCGGCCAAACUUGGCGGUGGCUGCGGUGGUUCGGCUCGCCCUGCCCUGGCCUCGGACGACGAGCGCGGCGCGGCGCGGCGGCCAAGGGGGCGGGGGCGCGGGGCGCUUCCGACUCGCAGGAGCGCGAGGCGACCUCAGCCCCUCAUCUUUACGUAACCGGCAGCGCCUCCGCACGCAGCAUCCACGGCCCCGGGCUCCGCCGCGCUGCCGCCGCUCGCCGCCGCCCGCGCCCGGCGCCCGGCGCGAUCCCCCCGACGGGCGCGCCGGCCGCUCCAAGCCGGCUCCCUUGGAAAGACGCCACACGUGGCGGCCGCAAGUUUAUUCGCUUGAAAACGCCCCCGAGGCGCUGGGAGAGGAAACUGCAAGAGAGGUACACGCCCUCGGCCGCCUCUCCGUCGAGCCAAAGCCCCAGGACAUUCACCCGACCACCCUGACGCGGGUGGCGAGGGCCGGACCGAGCGCCAGGUCUAAGAGACACUUUUCCCCCAGUCCACCGACGCCUUCUGAGCCCCUGCUUUUGCCGGUCCGCACCGUUCCGGCAUUCUCUUGCUCAGUAACAAUUUCGCAGAAUCCCAUCACGUCACAAUCCAAACCCCCUCUAAUUGGCCAGUGGGGAGGGUGAUUCAACUCUGUUUACUUUCUCCCCCUGCCAG